AUGAGAAUCUAUAGCUGCCACUUUUGCUCUUCGCCCGUUUAUCCGGGCCACGGAAUCAUGUUUGUGCGUAAUGACGCCAAGGAGUUUCGGUUCUGCCGGUCCAAGUGCCACAAGGCGUUCAAGCAGCGCAGAAACCCACGUAAGUUGAAGUGGACCAAGGCCUUCCGGAAGGCAGCUGGCAAAGAGCUGGCAGUGGACUCCACUUUGACAUUUGCUCAGCGGAGAAAUGUGCCAGUGAGGUACAACAGAGAGCUCGUGGAGACCACACUCAAGGCGAUGACGCGGAUUGAGGAGAUCAGACAGAAGCGCGAGCGUGCAUUCUACAAGAACCGUAUGAAGGGCAACACCGAGAAGGACUUCCUCAGAGACAAGAAGCUGGUGGAGUCCAACCCCGAGCUACUCAAGAUGCGGGAGGUGGAGCUGCAGCGGCAGGCCGAGCGCGCUGCUGCCGGCGUCGACGAGGACGCGGAGAUGGGCGACAGCGACGAGGAGAUGGAGGACGCAUCCGAGGAGGAAUCCGAGGAGGAGGAGCAGCAGCAACAGAAGAUCGUGUUGAAGAACAAGAAGAGGAGUGCCAAGAAAAUUGCGUUCUGA
Messenger RNA from Eremothecium gossypii ATCC 10895, 594 nucleotides. RefSeq names its product ATPase-activating ribosome biosynthesis protein (gene RLP24). Gene Ontology annotation, cellular component: nucleolus. Bases 1 to 594 code for a protein of 197 amino acids. The transcript has a single exon. Lineage: Eukaryota; Fungi; Ascomycota; Saccharomycetes; Saccharomycetales; Saccharomycetaceae. Gene Ontology annotation, biological process: ribosomal large subunit biogenesis. The record is from RefSeq and is marked provisional.